UGGAGUCAUUCUUCUCCUUCUACCGUCACAUGCAUUCCAGGGACCAAACUCACGUUGCCAGGCCUGUGUAAGCCUUUACCUAGUGAGCUAUCUUUUCAGCCCCUGGAAUUUUAUUCAGCAGUUAAGGAGGCUGAGGCCCUGAGCGCUCUUGAGGAGGAUGAGUUUGGCAGCCACAGGGAGGUUUUCAUUGUACCUCCCGACAACGACUCUGGGGACUUCACUGACGAGGAUUCUGGGAGGAAGACAGUGGCUGGAAUGGUGCCCAGCUGCCUGACCGGGUGCUGCAUGCUUCAGUCGUGUCUGAGGACUCAGACCCACCACGAGGGGGAACUAUGACAAGUCAGAGCUGCAGCCAGCCAAGAGAAGGUGGAAGUCAGCAGUGGAGACUCAACGGGUUUGGACCAAGAGAGACAUCUGGCCAGACUUUGGUAGCUGAACAGCCUCAGAUCCUCAUAUAGAGGACCUCAAAACCAAGGAGCUGAGUCCUGUGGGCCUCUUGGAACUGUUUUUUGAUGAUGGGACAAUCAGUUUCAUUGUUAAUGAAGCCAACCAUUAUGCUCUACAGAAAAACAUCACCCUCGAUCUCACAGCCCAGGAACUGAAGUGUGUUUUGGGCAUCUUGAUUUUAAGUGGGUACGUCUCUUUUGGGAGACAACUCCUGACUCACAUCGCCUUGUGGUUGAUGCUAUUAGAAGGGACAAAUUUGAACUGAUCUUCUCAUACCUGCUUUUGCAGGUAAUAGUGAACUCAAUGAAAGCAGUAGGUUUGCCAAGGUCAGGCCCCUUGUCGUCUGUAUGAACUGUAACCUCCAGAAGCAUGCGUCCCUGGAAGAGUUCUACAGCUUUGGUGAAUUCAUCUGUGAAUACUUUGGGCACCAGCGGUCCCAGCCGCUGCACUCGGGGCCAGUCCGGCUAGGCUACAAGAUGUGGGGUGGAACGACCAGCAGAGUCUGCCUAGUGUGGUUUGAACCUUCACAGGGCAAUCUGUUCACCAAGCCAGAACAGGGCUUGGAUAUAGGAGGCAGUAUGGUGGUCAGAUUUGUGGACGCACUUCAGGAGCAUGGCCUGCCAUAUCACACACUUUUUGACAAGGUCUUUACAAGCAUCAAACUGAUGUCCAUUUUGAGGGAAAAGGGGGUGAAGGUCACAGGAACGGUUUGUGAGUGCAGAACUGAGCGUUGUCUCCUCAAGGAUCCCAAAGAACUGAGGAAAAUGAAAAAGGGCUCGUUUGACUUCAAGGUGGACAAGAGCGAGGACAUCGUUGUGUACUGCUGGCACAACCACCGCGUGGUGAACAUCUGCUCCAAUGCGGUGGGCACAGCGCCAGUGAGGCUGACCAGCCGCCGCUUGGGGGCAGCCAAAGCUCGGGCACAGGUCCACCAGCCAUCACUGGUGAAGCUCUAUCAGAAGGCCAGACGGGGUAACCGGUUGGACCAGAACAUCGCCAAGUACAAGGUGAAGAUUCGCCACAUGAAGUGGUACUUGAGCUUCGUCAGCUACGUCAUCGACACAGCCCUCAACAAUGCGUGGCAGCUGUACAGGGCGCGCUGCCAGGACACGCGGGUGGACCUCCUCGCCUUCCGCAGGUACGUGGUGGUACGCGUGUAUCUGGAGAGCAAUGUGGACACUUCCUCACCGAGGAGGCGGAGCCGGAGGGUGGAAACUGAGAGCCGCUAUAUGAUUGGACACUGGAUUGUCCAUCAGGACAAGAGGACCCGGUGUGCCCUCUGCCACUCACAGACCAUCACCCGCUGUGAGAAGUGCCAGAAGGGUGUCGAUGCCAAGUGCUUCGGGAGUACCACAUUCCCUGAGACCCGAGACCUGUCUUCUCUAGCUAUAGUGACAUCACUGGGACCAUUUGCAGCUUUGUGGUGCUUUUGACGCCAAUCACUGAUGACUUAGUUUUGUAUUCUCUCCUGGGCCCCUUGGAGGCAUUUCGGUGGGAUCUGGACAGGUUUCCUGGAACUCCGGAGUCACAGAAUACUGAGUGUUACACAGCUC
Mesocricetus auratus (golden hamster) is the source of this 2000-nucleotide messenger RNA. It is a transcript of the gene Pgbd2, whose product is annotated as piggyBac transposable element derived 2. Lineage: Eukaryota; Metazoa; Chordata; Mammalia; Rodentia; Cricetidae. The record is from RefSeq and is a predicted model, not a curated record. Gene Ontology annotation, molecular function: sequence-specific DNA binding.